Messenger RNA from Fopius arisanus, 2570 nucleotides. RefSeq lists its product as uncharacterized. NCBI's taxonomy places the organism in Eukaryota, Metazoa, Arthropoda, Insecta, Hymenoptera, Braconidae. The record is from RefSeq and is a predicted model, not a curated record. The coding region runs from base 289 to 2547 and encodes 752 amino acids. The transcript is spliced from 3 exons. Gene Ontology annotation, biological process: transcription initiation at RNA polymerase III promoter. Gene Ontology annotation, molecular function: histone acetyltransferase activity. Gene Ontology annotation, cellular component: transcription factor TFIIIC complex.
UAGGCACAGGUGUUAAGGAAAUUUAGGAAUUGGGAAAUACCGUACAAGGAAUUGUGUUAACGAUUGUGGCUGAGCGAGCACACGUUCUCAACACGACUGCCGUCCAAUUGUACUUCUCUUGGAUUUUUAACGCAAUAAUCUCGACUCCUCUUCAACGCAUGCGUACAGAACCAUUUAAAAAUGGCAUGUGCUGUUUACUUUUGGUUAGGAGAGGUGUGAAAUUACUCCGAAAAUUCAUUACUCAGGGUUAACCAGUCGCCAAUCUUAUCAAAUCUUGCACAGUAUGCAAUGGAGGCUCAAGAAGUUUACAAUAUACCAAUAACUGAACUUGUAACAGCUCCAUUCAGUAUUGAAUGGUCUGAGGACAAUCAGAUAUCUCUGUUAACCGAGCGAGGAGUUCACAUAUUCGAGUUGCAACCAAAUCCAUUAUGCCCCACACCAACUCCAAAAUUCCGGAGAUCUUUUUUAUGGGCCACUGACUACCUGCCAACAGCGAUAUUUUCGCCAAUAGUAGAAACCGUUGCCAAUAACUGUCAAAGAGAAGACAUGUACUCAUUGCUCCUCGAAGAAGCCAUCACGCCGCAUUUUCCAGAAAGAACUGAACACGUUCCCCGGAUAAUCCAAGUGGCAUGGUCCCCAGUGAAGCUGGUAGAUCCCUCAAAAUGUCUCCUCGCUACCAUCACUUCAGCAGGUGCCAUCGACACCACCUUCAAGGUGGGAGCAAACUGGUUCUCGGUCUCGAACCUCUCUCAAAUAUGGUUUGAGAUAAUCAAAGAGGAGUUGGACUUCAGCGUGGAGACCUGCAACCCUGAGGAAAUCACUGGGGACAUGUUCAAAUCGAAUUUGAGACGUCUCCAGGGGACGUCAGUAACCUGGAGUGAACUUUAUAAAGACUCUCAAGGCACAUUCUCCUACCUGACAACAGCCUGGCGCAGCUCUGAACUCGUCAUCUGGAGAAUAAAUAAAAUAACAGAACUUUCUAUGAGCGUCACACCAAUAAUGGUCUACAGAAAAAAAUUCCACGGGCACACGAGGAUCUCAAAAAUUCUCUGGAUAACCUUGAAACCUAAACAACAUUUAGCUGUCAUUGGAUUCUUCGACGGACGACUUUACGGUCUCCCAGUGAAUGACCAUGAAAACGAAUUAAGUGAUGGUUUAAUUAUCAAAUACGAAGAACAGCCUGACAGAAUGCCAAUCAACUUCAUCACCACAAGAGCGAAAACCACUGGAGGAAGGAUCAUUGCAUUUAAUAAAAAUAUUCAUUUUAUCCUCAUUGAUAUCAACGAAGAAGGAAAUAUCGUUGAGAAAAAAUACUUGAAGUUGCCGGGAUUUUGUAUCUCAGGUAUUUUGCUUCUAAAUAAUUCAGAGGCAAUGGUAUCGACCCAGAACGGCAGUCUUCACCACAUAAACCUGGACUCCACCCCACUAAAAAGAACUUUAAUAGGUCAUGACAUGAAAUACGUGAGGACUCAGUAUCUGGGACUGGCCAGAUCUCUCAGUGGUGCGACUUUCGUCAACGUCACAAGCCCCAGCACAGCCUACGAUCACUUGUGCAACCGAGAGCCCAGCAAUCUACAGUUCUUCAUCCUUAAAUCCCCAGAGUUCGAUCCCCUAUGCAGACUAGAAAAAAGUGAAUCGAACCUCCACGCCUAUUGGGACUGUCUCGAAAUGAUAAGGAUAAAGUCAGCAAAGGCAGAUGCUGACAAUCAAUACCCCAAAAUCCCACAGGAGCUCGACCAGUCGUUAUCAAUUCACCAGCUGCGCAUCAUAAUGUGGCUGACGUUGAUAACUGAAGUCGUUAAGAAAAAAAAGUUGAUUAGAAAAAUUGAUAAUGUGGUGGGAGAGAUUUCUGAGGCCCAGCCCCUGAUUUUUGUUUACACACUCUCGGAGCAUAUGAUUAAAUUGGCAAAGAAGAAAGUACUGAGUGACAAUCAACGUUUGAGUAUUCAUUUUUUGAGGCUUUAUCUGGAGGUUUUUCUCGCUGGAGAGGAGGAUGAAAGUAAUCAAAAUAAUAAAGCGAUAAGACAUGCCAAGGAUGCGAUGGAUGUGACGUCCAAUAUGGAGCUCAUUGAGACUGAAACAUGUAAUUUGUGUGGGGAGAUUGUCACGGAACUCCCCUGGAAUAUCUCCAGCUGUCCCAGGGGACAUCAGCUGCCUCGUUGUGCUCUCACACUCUUGCAGAUCACUUCGCUGAAAUACAGGAGUUGCCCAGUCUGUGGGAGGAUAUUUCAUCCUACGUUGGACGAUGAGUACGAGGAGAUAAAGUGUCUUUACUGUGAUGUUCCUGUGAUUUUUGAUGCCAGAGUUCUGGGCAUUUAUGAUGAGGUGGAAAAAAGUAAAAAUCUAUCGGCUAGACCUAUCUGGGAUAUUCCAAUUUAUAAGAGAUUUGAGGGGGAGACUGGGGAAAAGGAGAAAGGGAAUGAGGGGAGGCAAGAGGGUGUGAGAUUGAAAAAAAAAAUAGUGGAGACACCGCAGCCUCUUGUUAUCAAUGAUAAGGACCAGGGGGGCCUCAAAAAGGCCGGGGAGGAUGUACAAAUGGCUGAAUAAACAAUUUUUCUAGUUGCCCACUA